AUGGUAGCCAACCCCCAUGAGCUGGAAGGGCGCGUGUUGUUAGGAGGCACGGCACUGCCUCUUGAGGACCACAUGAGGAUCCACGGAGUGGACGUGGACGGAGAAAUACGCUUCGGCCUGUACUAUCAAACCAUCACUCUACAGGCUUCCCUCCUCGUCUCCGCCCCGCGCAGGGUAGAGUCCUUCCUCAACAGCAGAGGAAUACUCCUGCUGUAUAAGGCACCGAUAAGGCCUUACCUGGAGUACGCUGCCCUGUCAUGGAUGUCUAGUACACCCAUGCAUAUGAGGAAGCCGGACAAAGUUGACCAGAGAGCCAUAUGGCUGGUGCAGGGCAACCACCUCCAGCCGCCAUCACAGGACCUGGCUCUCCUGGAUUCCCUGGAACACCGGCGUGAUGUCGGAGCGCUUGUUGUGUUCCACAAUGUCCAGGUACAGGAAGUACCACUGUGA
Scylla paramamosain (green mud crab) is the source of this 450-nucleotide messenger RNA. RefSeq lists its product as uncharacterized. The coding region runs from base 1 to 450 and encodes 149 amino acids. NCBI's taxonomy places the organism in Eukaryota, Metazoa, Arthropoda, Malacostraca, Decapoda, Portunidae. The transcript has a single exon. The record is from RefSeq and is a predicted model, not a curated record.